UGGAGUUUGAAGAAGAAAUAAAGAAAACUCUCUCUAUUGAAGGAUGAAUUCCAGAAGGAAGACAUGAGGUAUCGCCACCAUAAGAAACAAAAGCAGUCCACCCAAAGCUACAUCUUAAACGCUUAAAGGCCUCUCCUUUAUUUUUUUUUAAAAACAACAAAAAAUCUCGCGGAUAAAUCUUUGAAGCUAAACCCGUCGAAUCGAAUCAUUUCAUUUUCACAGGUUUCUCCUUUUCUUCUGGAAAAAGAAGGAUGUUUCUCCACAGCAGUUUUAGAGAUGGAUUGUCACUUUCCCUUGGUGUCAUCAGUGUUGUGAGUUGGGGUGUUGCCGAGAUACCUCAGAUUAUGACUAAUUACAGUGAAAAAUCCACUGAAGGUCUCUCUAUUGCCUUCUUAACGACGUGGAUCAUUGGAGAUAUCUUCAAUCUUCUUGGCUGCUUGAUGGAACCAGCUACUCUUCCAACACAAUUCUACAUGGCACUGUUGUAUACAGUUACUACAUCAGUUCUCUUUGUUCAAUCUAUAUACUACGGUCAUAUCUAUCCACGGUUGAAAAACAGAAGAAAUCAGAUGGCUGAAGCAGAACGUAUAUCAAACAUAAUCAGUGAUGCCAAAAUUCCAGGCCGGUGGAGAAAUAGCUCUGAUACUGCUCCUUGUGGCGGUCAUACUACACCUAUCACUAUGAUUCCUGGGAGUCAUAGAAAUAGUUUUACCGGAAGAGAACUAUUUUACACGUCGGCAAGAUCUUUGUCGAGUAGUCAUACACCACCAGCUGGAUCUGUCUUAGCUCAGAGAAUGGCUCGUGGUCACAGUGAACCAACUCUUGAAGAGCCCUUGCUUCCUGGGGAUGCCACACCUCCUUCACUGCCUCCUUCCACCAAAUCAAUGCUAUGCGUGGUCUCUGCGUUCAUGUUUCUCGGAACAUUCAACCUUCCCAAUUUGCUAAGUGAAUCAAGAACUAUGGCUUUGGGAGAGAGAGAUAGAGUGUUUGUAGUUCAGGCAGCAAGAAAGCUUUUGCAGGUCACUGGUGGCAAUGUAGUAGAACAUGGUGGUGGAGAAAGCAGCAGAAUUGGAAUGUUUUUGGGGUGGGCAAUGGCAGCCAUUUACAUGGGUGGAAGGCUUCCCCAAAUCUGUCUCAAUAUGAGGAGAGGACAUGUGGAGGGAUUGAAUCCAUUGAUGUUCUUCUUUGCAUUAGUUGGCAAUACGACUUAUGUUGCAAGCAUUCUUGUGAACAGUGUGGAAUGGUUAAAAAUUGCACCUAAUCUACCUUGGCUUGUUGAUGCCGGAGGAUGUGUUGUGCUUGAUUUUCUUAUACUGCUUCAGUUUUUCUACUUCAGCUGUCGCAAAAACAAAGAUGCUGACAAGAAGAACCAUGAAACCGCAGAAGCUGUCUAAGGCGUGACUAUCACCCACAAGGCUUCCAACAGAUACAGUUUUGAUCUGAUCUGACCAGCAAGAUUCAAUCUCAAUUUAUUUGUCUUCUUUCUUUAACGGGGUCUAGUUUAAAAAUUUUGUGCUGAUGAAACUACUCUUGGAUUUGUGAGUUUUAAUAAUAUAAAGUUGUUUCUACUCAGAUAUGAAAGACUAUCUCCAUU
This is a messenger RNA of Capsella rubella, 1594 nucleotides long. RefSeq lists its product as uncharacterized. The transcript has 13 exons. Lineage: Eukaryota; Viridiplantae; Streptophyta; Magnoliopsida; Brassicales; Brassicaceae. Bases 252 to 1394 code for a protein of 380 amino acids. The record is from RefSeq and is a predicted model, not a curated record.